AUGGAGCAACAGGCGCCGCCGCCCCCGCCGGGGGCCGUGGCGGGGGGCCGGACUCGGCGGGAGCGGGACGCGGAGCCUGCCCGGAUUUCUUUCUUUGGAUCCAAAUCUCUUGGAAGAAAAAGUCCUGGCAGUCCCAUGUUGAGCAAAGCUGAAUUUGUUGAGAAAGUUCGCCAGAGCAACCAGGCUUGCCAUGACGGCGAUUUCCACACCGCAAUCGUGCUCUACAACGAGGCCUUGGGGGUCGACCCCCAGAACUGCAUCCUCUACAGCAACCGCUCGGCAGCCUACAUGAAAAUCCAGCAGUAUGACAAGGCCCUGGAUGAUGCAAUCAAAGCACGGCUUCUGAAUCCCAAAUGGCCGAAGGCAUACUUCCGACAGGGCGUGGCCCUGCAGUACCUGGGACGCCAUGCGGAUGCACUGGCCGCCUUUGCGUCGGGGCUGGCGCAGGAUCCCAAGAGCCUUCAGCUCCUGGUUGGCAUGGUCGAGGCCGCCAUGAAGUCUCCCAUGCGAGAGUCCCUGGAGCCCACCUACCAACAACUGCAGAAGAUGAAGCUGGACAAGAGCCCCUUUGUUGUGGUGUCUGUGAUCGGCCAGGAGCUCCUGACUGCGGGCCACCAUGGGGCCUCUGUGGUGGUGCUGGAGGCUGCCCUGAAGAUUGGCACUUGCAGCCUGAAGCUGCGGGGAUCGGUGUUCUCUGCGCUGAGCAGUGCGUACUGGUCCCUUGGGAACACAGAGAAAAGCACUGGAUACAUGCAGCAGGACUUGGACGUAGCCAAGAGUUUAGGUGACCAGACGGGAGAAUGCCGAGCUCAUGGUAAUCUGGGCUCUGCAUUCUUCUCCAAAGGAAAUUACCGGGAGGCCCUUACUAACCACAGACAUCAGCUGGUGCUUGCCAUGAAGCUCAAGGACAGAGAGGCAGCGUCCUCAGCACUGAGCAGUCUGGGCCACGUGUACACGGCCAUCGGGGACUACCCAAACGCGCUGGCCAGCCACAAGCAGUGUGUGCUCCUCGCCAAGCAGUCCAAAGACGAGCUCUCUGAGGCGCGGGAGCUGGGCAACAUGGGAGCAGUGUACAUUGCAAUGGGGGAUUUCGAAAACGCAGUGCAGUGCCAUGAACAACAUCUGAAGAUUGCCAAGGAGCUGGGGAACAAGCGGGAGGAAGCUCGAGCCUACAGCAACCUGGGCAGUGCUUACCACUACCGCAGGAACUUUGACAAAGCCAUGUCCUACCACAACUACGUGUUGGAGUUGGCCCAGGAGCUGGAGGAGAAGGCCAUUGAGAUGCGAGCUUAUGCUGGCCUGGGCCAUGCAGCUAGAUGUAUGCAGGACCUGGAGAGGGCUAAGCAGUAUCAUGAAGAGCAGUUGCACAUUGCUGAGAGCCUGCAGGACCGAGCUGCUGAAGGCAGAGCCUCCUCCAAUCUAGGGAUCAUUCACCAGAUGAAAGGUGACUACGACACUGCGCUGCGGCUGCACAAGACACACCUGUCCAUAGCGCAGGAGCUGAGCGAUUACGCGGCCCAGGGCCGGGCCUACGGCAACAUGGGCAACGCUUACAACGCUCUUGGCAUGUACGACCAGGCUGUCAAGUACCAUCGGCAGGAGCUGCAGAUUUCCAUGGAGGUCAACGACCGUGCCUCUCAGGCGUCCACACAUGGGAACUUGGCAGUUGCCUAUCAGGCGCUGGGUGCCCAUGACCGUGCCCUGCAGCACUACCAAAAUCAUCUCAACAUUGCCCGGGAGCUGCGGGACAUCCAGAGCGAAGCGCGGGCCCUCAGCAAUUUGGGAAACUUCCACUGCUCACGGGGAGAGUACGUGCAGGCGGCCCCGUACUACGAGCAGUACCUGCGCUUGUCCCCAGAGCUGCAGGACAUGGAAGGGGAGGGGAAAGUUUGCCACAACCUUGGCUAUGCCCAUUAUUGCCUCGGGAACUACGAGGAAGCUGUUAAGUACUAUGAGCAGGAUCUUGCCUUAGCAAAGGAUCUGCAUGACAAGCUGAGCCAAGCCAAGGCCUAUUGCAACCUGGGCCUGGCCUUCAAAGCCUUGAUGGACUUCAGCAAAGCAGAGGAGUGUCAAAAGUACCUCUUGUCCCUGGCACAGUCUCUGAACAAUUCCCAGGCCAAAUUCCGAGCCUUGGGGAACUUGGGGGAUAUUUUUGUCUGUAAGAAAGACAUACAUGGUGCAAUAAAAUUUUAUGAGCAGCAGUUGAGCUUAGCCCAUCAUGUUAAAGACAGGAGACUGGAAGCCAGUGCCUAUGCAGCCUUGGGCUCUGCAUACAGGAUGGUACAGAAGUGUGACAAGGCUUUAGGUUACCACACGCAGGAGCUGGAGGUGUAUCAGGAGCUGGGGGAUAUGCCGGGUGAAUGCAGAGCACACGGUCACCUUGCUGCAGUGUAUAUGUCACUUGGGAAGUACACCAUGGCCUUCAAGUGCUAUGAAGAACAGCUGGAGCUGGGGCAGAAGUUAAAGGACCCCAGCAUCGAAGCCCAAGUCUACGGUAACAUGGGCAUUACCAAGAUGAACAUGAAUGUCAUGGAGGAAGCGAUUGGCUACUUUGAACAACAGCUGGCCAUGCUGCAGCAGCUCAGUGGGAAUGAAUCCGUGUUAGAUCGGGGACGAGCGUAUGGGAACCUGGGAGAUUGUUAUGAGGCUCUGGGAGAUUUUGAGGAAGCUAUAAAGUAUUAUGAACAGUACCUGUCUGUGGCUCAGAGCUUGAACCGUAUGCAAGAUCAGGCAAAGGCCUACCGAGGCUUGGGCAGUGGGCACAGGGCUAUGGGAAGUUUGCAGCAGGCUCUGGUGUGCUUUGAGAAGAGGCUUGUUGUGGCACAUGAGCUGGGGGAGGCAUUUAACAAAGCCCAGGCCUAUGGGGAACUGGGCAGCCUGCAUAGCCAGCUGGGAAACUAUGAGCAAGCCAUCUCCUGCCUGGAGCGGCAGCUGAACAUCGCUCGGGAGAUGAAGGACCGAGCCCUGGAGAGCGACGCUGCCUGUGGCCUCGGCGGGGUCUACCAGCAGAUGGGCGAGUACGAGACCGCCCUGCAGUACCACCAGCUGGACCUGCAGAUCGCUGAGGAGACCAACAACCCCGCUGGCCAGGGCCGGGCCUACGGCAACCUGGGCCUGACCUACGAGUCCUUGGGCACCUACGAGAGGGCGGUGGUUUAUCAGGAGCAGCACCUCAGCAUUGCGGCGCAAAUGAACGACCUUGUAGCCAAAACUGUGUCUUACAGCAGCCUGGGGAGGACUCACCAUGCUUUACAGAACUACUCUCAGGCUGUGAUGUAUCUGCAGGAAGGACUGAGACUGGCAGAACAGCUGGGACGCAGGGAAGAUGAAGCAAAAAUCCGUCACGGCCUUGGCCUCUCCCUCUGGGCAAGUGGGAACCUGGAGGAGUCCCAGCACCAGCUCUACCGGGCCUCUGCACUGUUUGAAACCAUCCGACACGAGGUGCAGCUGAGCACAGAUUACAAGCUGUCACUCUUCGACCUGCAGACAUCCUCCUAUCAGGCCCUGCAGCGGGUGCUUGUCAGUCUGGGUCACCACGAUGAGGCGUUGGCAGUAGCAGAGAGAGGACGAACGAGGGCAUUUGCUGACCUGCUCGUGGAACGUCAGACUGGGCAGCAGGACUCAGAUCCCUAUUCUCCAGUGACCCUUGACCAGGUCCUGGAGACUGUGAAUGGCCAGAGGGGACUUGUUCUCUACUACUCAUUGGCUGCAGGUUAUCUGUACAGCUGGCUGCUGGCUCCUGGGGCAGGAAUUCUGAAAUUCCAUGAGUAUUAUCUGGGUGACAGCCUGACAGAAAAUGCUGGGGACUUCCAUGAAGCCAACAGCGUGACCCUGCAGACACUGACAAACUCGGCACUGGAGCAGCACAUCUCCAGCGUGCGGGAGGCUCUGGGAGUGGAUUCCUACUAUACCCGAGCCUGUGCCAGCAGCGAGACAGAGAGUGAAGCUGGGGAUAUCAUGGACCAGCAGUUUGAGGAGAUGAAUAACAAGCUGAACUCAAUGACUGAUCCAACUGGCUUCCUGAGGAUGGUCAGCAGGAACAACAUGAUGAACAGGAGCUGCCAGAGCAUGACCAGUCUGUUCAGCAGUACCAUGUCUCCUGUUAAGGAUGGAACAUCCUCACUUCCGAGGAGGCAGACUUCCUUCACCAAACCCCCACUCCGUGCGCUCUACGACUUAUUGAUAGGACCCAUGGAAGGAGGUUUGAUGCAUUCCAGUGGGCCUGUUGGCCGCCACCGUCAGCUGAUCCUGGUUCUGGAGGGAGAACUGUACCUCAUUCCUUUUGCUCUCCUGAAGGGCAGUUCAUCCAACGAGUACCUCUAUGAGCGCUUCAGCCUCAUCGCAGUGCCGUCCAUCCAGUCGCUGAAUCCCAGCUCCAAGUCCCAUGUGAGGAAGAAUACUCCUGCUUACUCCAGUUCUACCUCAAUGGCAGCUGUCAUAGGAAAUCCCAAGCUUCCUUCAGCAGUUAUGGACAGGUGGCUGUGGGGACCUAUGCCCUCUGCAGAAGAGGAAGCAUAUAUGGUAUCUGAGUUACUUGGCUGCCAGCCCUUAGUCGGCAGUGCAUCAACAAAAGAGAGGGUCAUGAGUGCCCUCACUCAGGCAGAAUGUGUCCAUUUUGCAACCCAUGUCUCCUGGAAGCUGGCUGCUUUGGUCCUGACACCCAACAGUGACAGCAAUCCAGCCAGCAGCAAGAGUUCUUUUGGGAACCCCUACACAAUCCCAGAAUCUCUUCGGAUGCAGGAUGAUGCCAGUGAUGUGGAAAGCAUCUCAGACUGCCCUCCUCUUCAGGAGUUCCUGCUUACAGCAGCUGACGUCCUGGAUCUGCGGCUUCCAGUCAAGCUAGUGGUUCUUGGCUCUUACCAAGAGUCCAGCAGCAAAGUCACUUCUGAUGGAGUCAUUGGCUUGACAAGAGCAUUCCUGGCAGCUGGGGCUCAGUGUGUGCUUGUGUCACUCUGGCCCAUUCCUGUGGCUGCUUCCAAAAUGUUUGUGCAUGCCUUCUAUUCCUCUCUCUUAAACGGGAUGAAAGCCAGUGCAGCCCUCGGAGAAGCGAUGAAAACCGUGCAGAGCAGCAAGCAGUUCUCCCAUCCGGCCAACUGGGCAGGCUUCAUGCUUAUUGGGAGUGAUAUGAAGCUGAACAGCCCUUCUUCGCUGGUAGGACAGGCCCUGAUUGAGAUCCUGCAGCACCCUGAAAGGGCCCGGGAUGCUCUGCGUGUCCUGCUUCAUCUGGUGGAGAAAUCACUGCAGCGAAUCCAGAAUGGGCAGCACAACUCCAUGUACACCUCCCAACAAAGUGUGGAGAAUAAAGUUGGUGGCAUUCCAGGCUGGCAGGCACUCCUCACUGCAGUGGGAUUUCGGCUGGACCCACCAGCCAGCGGCCUCCCAGCAGCAGUGUUCUUCCCAACCUCAGACCCCGGGGACCGGCUGCAGCAGUGCAGCACCACCAUCCAGUCCCUCCUAGGUUUGCCUAACCCUGCACUUCAGGCACUUUGUAAACUUAUCACUGCUUCAGAAACAGGAGAACAGCUUAUCAACAGGGCUGUUAAAAAUGUGGUGGGAAUGCUGCAUCAAGUCCUGGUUCAACUUCAGGCAGGCGAGAAGGAGCAAGAUUUCUCCUCUGCACCAAUCCAGGUCUCCAUCAGUGUCCAGCUCUGGAGGCUGCCUGGCUGUCAUGAGUUUCUGGCAGCUCUAGGUUUUGACCUUUGUGAAGUUGGCCAAGAGGAGGUGAUUCUGAAAACUGGGAAGCAAGCUACCAGGAGGACUAUGCACUUUGCUCUACAAUCCUUGCUGGCACUUUUUGAUUCUACAGAGCUGCCCAAGCGCCUUAGCCUGGACAGUUCCUCAUCACUGGAGUCACUGGCUUCUGCUCAGUCUGUUUCCAACCCUGUACCCCACUAUCAAAACCCUCCGUUCUCUCCCACCUGUCCAGACAGCAUUGCCUCAGAUGCCAUUUCGGUGUACAGCCUGAGCUCCAUUGCUUCUUCCAUGAGCUUUGUUUCCAAGCCAGAGAGCAUGCUGGAUGGGGUGGGACACAGAGGUCGCCAGGAUUAUGAGAGGCCCAAGAACAUCUAUCCACAUAGGUCUGCAGCUCAGAGCCAGCUAUCACCACAAGCCACCACUGCAGCCAGCAAAGAUGAGGAAGAGUAUGAAGGUUUCUCCAUAAUCAGCAACGAGCCUUUGGGCAGUUACCAAGAAAACAUAAACCCAGGAUUUUCCCCUGAUCACAAACAGCCCAAAACUGGUCAGACUGGAGGCAUUAAAGAGUCUGUCAACUCCAAAGGGAGCAUAAGUACUCCAAAUUCUCCUGUUAAAAUGACUCUUGUCCCCAGUCCAAAUUCACCUUUCCAAAAAGUUGGGAAACUUGCAAGUUCUGAUACUGGGGAAUCUGACCAGUCUAGCACUGAAACCGACAGCACUGUCAAAUCCCAGGAGGACAGUAAUCCAAAGCUUGAUCCACAAGAGUUGGCACAAAAAAUUCUGGAGGAAACUCAGAGUCACCUCAUUGCUGUUGAACGUCUUCAGAGAAGCAGCAGCCAGAUAAGCAAGAGCAGCAAUUCGGAUGACGGGGCUCCCGCCCCGGCUGGCGUGUCCGCGUUCCGCUCCUCGGAGACCAGCGCGUUCAGCCGGCCCGUCAGCUCCGGCCAGAGGAAUCAGUCUUCACCUCUUGCAAUUAAACCAAAGCCUCCAACAAGGAGUUCAUCCCUUCAGAAGGUGAGCUCUGGCUAUAACAGCCCCACAACAUCGGAGAUGUCAAACAGAGAAGGCACAGGUCAGUACAGUGGGCAGCCAUCUCCAGGUUGUGAUUCCCAGGGGUCCCUAACUGAGCAGCCUCCCUUUAAACUCAAGUACCCCAGCUCUCCUUACAGUGCUCAUAUUUCUAAAUCACCCAGAAACAUAUCUCCGAGCUCAGGGCAUCAGUCUCCUGGUGGCAGCACUCCAUCUCCUGCUCUUUCUUAUUCCUCAGCUGGUUCUGCUCGCUCGAGUCCAGCUGAUGCCCCAGACAUAGACAAAUUAAAAUUGGCUGCCAUCGAUGAAAAAGUGCAAGCAAUUCACAACUUAAAGAUGUUCUGGCAAAGCACUCCCCACCACUCCACUGGCCCAGUAAAGAUUCUCCGAGGAGCUCCUGGAACGAUGACUUCUAAGAAAGAUGUCCUCAGCUUGCUCAAUUUAUCUCCACGGCACAGCAAAGAAGAAAACGCGGAGAAGCUGGAACUGAAGGACCUAUCUAUUGAGCAACACCUUGCUGCUUCGCCACAAAAGAUCCCUCCAAAUGGACACAGACACCCUGAAACCACAAAUGCUGUGACAUCAGCUCAUUCCCCGCCGCCCGGCAGCACCGCGGGAGCCGUGCGGCCCCUGAGGCUGCCGGCGGGGAACGGGUAUAAAUUUUUGUCACCGGGAAGAUUUUUUCCUUCCUCCAAAUGUUGAAAUGUCCCGAGUACCAGCUGAUGACUUACAGUCUUGUUAAAGUAUUUGCUUCUGCCCACUUGCCUUUACCAAAACAGAACCAAUACCUAAGCAGCCGUGGUCAUGCCCCCAGCUGGCGGUGCCCAGGGAUGGGACAGGCUGUCAUUGUGGGGGCACACGGCCUCACACACAUGGGUUUUCAUUUCCCUUAUCAGGACCUCAGCCAGACUCACCUGAUAACAGGUUCUUUGUAGUGUUCAGUAUUUGCAGCAACGGGUCCAAAGCAUCUGGUUGUCUGUUCAUUAAAUACUGGCUUUUAAGCCACCUCCUUGUAUUUUUUUUAACCCAAGAGGAGGUUUUACAGCUGGCUUUUUAUAUUAUAAAUUAUACAUAUCAGGGGUUGGAGAGGAAAGGGAGAGGAGGCAGAACGUUCCUGUGUGCCAGAAAGAACAUAUGCACAAGUUUCUGCCUGGAGAAGGAUGAGCCAUUUACUGCUUUCAAAGGCUGACAGAGGAGAAGAUCACACACCUCUAGAUACUUCUGCCAGGUUGGUCAAAACUGCUGGCAGGAAAACUCCAUAGCAGCAGGAUCUGGCAGUUCUCUUGCAUCAUUUAGAGUCUGGUGAAAAAAGGACAAGAGGACAGAGGUGCCCCAUUCUAAAAUCUGCAUCUCAGGUAACUUUUCUGGAGGGAAACCCCUCAGGUGAGACUUUGCUGAUUAGUCUGUUCAGAGGGAACGUUUGGGCCUAACGAGCCAGGUGAGCCUGAGCAUGAGGUAGUGAGUGUGUGUCAGAGAGACAAGCUCUGGUUUUAUUGAGUGCUCUGUCUCUCUGGUACACUGCGUUGCGAAGGUGAACUUUUCAUCCUGGCAGGUAUUUGGGCAGCACUGAUGUCUUCUGUCUGCUCACUGAGCACAAAAAAGGAUUACAGAUGCUGCAGCUGAGAACAUUAUUUUACAGUUCCAUGGCAGGCAGGAAUGUGUCAUCAGUAUGUGUGAUUUAGACAUCACCUGACCAAAAAAAUCCCUCACUGAUCCUGCUAAAUCAUUGAUUGCCAUGGCUCAGUACAGGCAGGUCUGCAAACCUUUUCCCUGCUGCAGAAGAAGGUUUCCUUUGGAGCAGGUGUGGAAACAAGUUUCCUUUGGGGCAGGUGUACAGUACCAAUGUGAGCAGCUGUCGGUGCAGUGGGAGCAUAAACACGAGGCAGAAAGCGGAGGGGACGGAUGCAGAACCUGAGUGCCCUCUGCCCUGUGGAGGAAAGGGGACCAAGAGCACCCCGAGGGUGAUGUGUACAGUCAGCUUUCCUAGGCUAGGUGGGGUUUAGGAGCUAGGGAUCAGGUUGGAGGUAUUUCUUCUAAGUGGCUGUCAAAUGCAGUGAUGUGAUGGGGAUCCCAGUGAUCGUUUCCAUGCACUGAAGCCGUGGGCGUGCCGCAGCAUCAACCCCACCACGUGUGCUCAGAUCCACGCAAGGGAUUCACAGGCCACGGGCUAUGAAGUCGGAGCACUGGAUCACCAAGGUUUUUGGUGUCUAUUCUGCACUCCCAGAAUUGGCUGAGUGACUGAAGGCCAAUCACUUCACCUCUCCGUGCCUCGUCUUCCCUUUCUAUCUAAAUGGGGAUAGUAAUACUUACCUACCUACCUCACAGAGGUGUUGUGAGGCUGAAUUCAUUAGGCCCUGAGUUUUAGCUGGAUCUUAAGUCAGCUUCCAGUCUUGCAGCUGACUACCUGAACAGUGAGUGCAGGCAGCUCUGUGGACGUACCAGGGGGUGCGUUGCUGACGCAGAGAAUUGUUGCACUUGGCGUGGCUGGAUGCUCUUGCUGAGAAUGUGGAUCUGAUCAUUUGUGAUUUUCUUAUGGAUCUUGGAGGAAAAGCAUGAUAGCAGGGCAGAGAUUCAGUUCUGAUACCGAAACGUGAAAUUGCUUAGGCUCAGCUUGCUCACAGGGUGUAAUCAGAUGCUUGCUGUGAGAAUGUUCUGGAAUCUGCUAGUUUUGGAGGAACAUUUUCCUUUUUGUCGUUGAAAGAAAUGAACACAAGCACUAAAGGUGAAGGAUGUUGGGCUGGGUUGUUACAGCCAGCUACCAAGGGAUGGGGGAUCACCAAAGUUUCAGUGCAGAGACAGAAGGAGUAGUGAGUUACUCACCUAUUCAUAUGCAAUGUAGCAGAACAGUUGGGUUAAUCUGUUCAAUUUAUAUAAUGCAAGUUAUUUGUCUGUACAUGACAUCUUCCUGUGAUGGUUUGGUGCUAAACAUCACCUUCAUGUCAUUUGGCAGGAAAAAUUAGAAUAUUGGGCCAAAAUAAGUCAGCAGAGUGUCUGCCCCUUGUGGAGACAGUGAUGCUGCUGAUUGUGCCACUUGCUGUGGUCACAGGACUGCUGAGAGACUUCACGUGACCUGCUCUGUUUCUAACCAGCAUAACUGUUUUGAAACGACAUCCCAGGAACACCCAGGAUGGAAGUGGGCAGUUUUUUGUUUAUAGCAACAGCAAAUACUCCCUGUAGUGCUGCAUAACAUGCCAGAAAUAAGCCUCUGUGUUGUAGUUUACUUCCAUAACUAAAGGAUCUUUUAACCUGUAGAAAUUCUAUGCUGCCAUUUUGGUACAACCCAUUUCCAUGCUCCAGCAAGUUUCAUGCUGGCUUAAAGCUUUCAGACAGAGCUAAAUCGGGGUGGGGGGCGUGGGGGGAGUGGUUCUUCUGUUGUUGUUUUUAAGGAGGGGGGAGCAUUAGAAACAGGGAAGGGUUUGGAUGUAGAGAAAGUUCAGUAUUUGGGAAUUUGGUGUUGUAUAAAUAUGGAAGGUGAGUGUCACUAGAACAAGUCUUUUGGGAAAUUGGUCUCCACUGACUUGGCACAGGGCACUUCCAUUGGCUUGCCAUGAAAUGCAUGCUUACUCGUGGCUGGGAGACACUGCACACACCUUGUGCCUCACUCCUCCACCCCCUGAAUGAGAAACAACCCCUUUGUGAGGAAAAAGUUUUAUCAGGCUUGCCCAAUAUGUGGAGAAAUUCAGGAUAUGAAAAUCACGUAUUCUCCGUUUGCUAUUAGAAUUCCUUCUGUGGAGUUAAUGCAUUUGUCGUUGUUGUAUUUGUGCAUGGUACAAGUGACAACACUGCAUAAUACAGUGAGCAAUAACAAUUAGGUAUUAACCACUUUCACAUUAAACCUGCCACGUGCAACCAUUCCCCAAGGCCCCAUAGAGUGUUUUGGUUUUGCCCCAUACUUUUUACUGUGUGAGAUUUCAGAUUUUUUAUUGACUGUCUUUAGCUCCAACUAAAUGGGAACAGUAAACAAUCUCUCUGAUCAAAAUCUAGUUUAAUUUGAUUUUGUUGGUUAGCCUGUACCUCUGGCCUGGUAUUGAUUUUCUUUCUCUUUAAUCCUACCUUACUGAAACAAGGAAAAAGCAUUGAGGGGGUGCUAUACCCACGCAUAUCACUCCAGGCCAUAUUUCUUUUCAUUAGGUCAAACUCGUUCCGUGAACAUCUCUUCCAAGUUGCAGAACAGAUCCAGGGGCACAGGGGUGUCUGUGAAUCUGUUAGGAAACACUGGUAGUUUCAGCUGGAUGGUGAUAAUGGGUUUGAGCAGUUCUGGGUUCGUUGCAUUGCCAGGCUGCCCAGAAGGGCUGCUCGUGUGUGUGGACGCUCGUCCCCUUGGCUGCAGAAGUGUUUCAGAAGAGCGCUGGAGAUGGUGACCCAGAGAGGAUGGUCAGCAGAGACUUCCCAGCAGCAGCCCUUCAGCACUUGCUCUCCCUGUGUGCAGUGUUAGCCAUGUUUGGCCUCUAUGGACUUUCUAUGUAAAUUAAAACUCUGUUUCCAGACAGCAUUAAACUUUUUAUAUUAUGAAAUUUACCAUGUAAAAAGAUUUUCAUAUUUUUAUUGAAAUUGCUAAGGCAUUUGGCCUUCCUUCUUUGUGAUUUCAGUGUCUAUUAAAGCAUGAGUUCUCUCAGUGCCUCAA
Pipra filicauda (Wire-tailed manakin) is the source of this 11347-nucleotide messenger RNA. It is a transcript of the gene TTC28, whose product is annotated as tetratricopeptide repeat domain 28. The coding region runs from base 1 to 7425 and encodes 2474 amino acids. The record is from RefSeq and is a predicted model, not a curated record. NCBI's taxonomy places the organism in Eukaryota, Metazoa, Chordata, Aves, Passeriformes, Pipridae. The transcript has 23 exons. Gene Ontology annotation, molecular function: protein binding.